Messenger RNA from Fulvia fulva, 2298 nucleotides. RefSeq lists its product as uncharacterized. Bases 1 to 2298 code for a protein of 765 amino acids. Lineage: Eukaryota; Fungi; Ascomycota; Dothideomycetes; Mycosphaerellales; Mycosphaerellaceae. The record is from RefSeq and is a predicted model, not a curated record. The transcript is spliced from 2 exons.
AUGCGGCAAUCCCCGAUCUUGGAGAUGGAGAAGUCAGCAGACAGCGCGGAGCGGUCCCGCGCAGCUUCAAUGACCCACGACGUAGCUAUCAGAGAGUCGGCAGCGCCCAUUCCCAGAUCUGUCGAUCGUUCAAGGCAUCCGUCUGUCCCAGUCAAUGGUCCCGAUCGGCUGCACAACGAUGUCUGGGCCAGCGCCAUUUCCCGCCUGCAGGCACAGGUCUCGUACAACACUGGGAUGCUCGAAUCGCAUCGUCGCCAGUUUACGGACAUGGAGGCUGCCAUCACCAGGCUUCACCAGGAGAUGACCAGCAUGGUAGUUGCAAUCAAUGACGUGCGAGCAGAGGUGCGGUCACGGCCUGCAGCCGCCGAGCCCUCCAGACAUGAUCCAGCAGACCUGGAUGUCCUUGCUCUACAGCUUCAACGUCUCACCAACCGGGUCAAUGAGAUCGAUGGACUGAACAUGCAGAUGGAUCUCGUCAAGAACCGCAUGCAGCGCCUGGAAGGAGGCGCCCUUGAAGUGGCACCGGUCCGUCGGUCGACGGCAUCACAACACGAAGCGCACUACCACGAAGCUGUACCACCUCCUCCCACACAGCAUGUACCGCAUCAUCCUCCACCAGUCCCUCACCCGCCCUUGCCCCCGAUGCGCACAGCGUCUAUUAACUCGCCUGAGGCCAAUCGUCCUCCGCCUCACACCCUUGACCAUCAAGUCUCGCACGGCUAUCGACCUUCUUCCGAGUCAAGACCUUACCCGGGGGAGACUCCUGCAGGACCACCACCGUCUCAAGGUCCAGGUAUUCGACCUGGAGAGUCCCUGCCUCCACCUUCUGCUCUCUCUGGUUGGCGGCCAGCAGACUCAUUCCCACCGAGCGGCGCUGGUGCCAAUGCUCCGGGAUCGCGCCCUCAUGCCAUGGAGGCCGAAGCGGGCCGUGAUGGCUCGAGUGGGUGGGCGGCUGUAAAUGGCAACCCGGCCAUCAAACGCCCACCGCAGGAGUCCAGGUCACCAUUCGGUUCCCCUUCGAUUGAUGGCUCGAAGAGGCAGAGACUCGCGCCAUUGAUGCCGAACAUGCCGAGAAGUAACUACAGCGACGAAAGCCAUCCUCAUUCACAGCCUCCAUUUGCCCCGGCAGGGACUGGCAAUCUGUCGGAGGCCUCGUUCGGUACCAGAAGUCGUGCUCCCUCUGAUGGAGCCCAGUCCCUGGCCCAGCCCGAACACCCUACCCCUGCAUCUCAGCUGCAACAUAGCUUCCGCUUCAUCACGUCAACAUCGCAGCUAGAUGGCUCAGAUCCAUGGCGUCAGAGCUCCGAGCGCGAGCCUCACCACACUCAUCCACAUGUACACGGCCACCAUGGCCACAGUCACGGUCACGGCCAUGGGCCUCCACAUGGGCAUGGCAGGGCCGGCAGAGGAGGACGGGGAGGUCGUGGGCGUGGUCGUGGGUCUAGAGGGGGGCGUGGGGGAGCAGGCGCGACACACCACGAACCGCAAGAGAUGGGCAUGACGCCCGAACCAGAAUAUGCUUCCGGCCGUGGAUCACCUGCGAAUGGAAUUCCCGAACAACCCCAUUCCUUUUCUCCAGAUGCUGCAGCGAGAGGAGGCAUUAUGCGACGGGGAGACUCGCAUAUCGUGGCGCCUCCAGAGCGACAGCACGAGUUCCCGGCUACGCCCGUUCAGCAGCCACCAAGUCUCGAUCCGUACGCGGCGCCGGCAGAUGGUCCCCAAACCAGCUCGGGGAAGAAGACGAGGACGAAGCCGAUACGCAAUGCUGAGGGAAUUCUGAUUCGCAAAGAUGGCAGGCCUGAUAUGCGCAGUGUCAGCUCAGCAAAUAACUUGAGAAAAGUGCACGCGAAGAAAGAGGCCGAACGCGCAGAGAUGGAAGGCACAGACGAAGGCGAUGGCAUAACUCGCUCCGGCACACCCACAAGCGCAGCCGCCGGCGAAAACGACAACGACGGCGACCACGACGACGAAGCAUCCGAAGAACCAUCAGAUACGCAAGAACGCCACCGCCAACUCAUGAACCAGCUCUACUCCAGCAACAUCGGCGGUCCCGGGCGAGUAGCAGAGCAGUUCUUCCCACGCCAUCACGAAGACGCACAGGCACAGACAGAGAGUGAGCGACAGAACAGAGAAGAAAGUACCCAGGGAGAAGACGUGGUAAUGAAAGAGACGAACGUGGCGCAAGCCGAAGCACGAGGGGAACAGAGUGACGUUAAACGAGUCGAUCACGGUUCUGUGGAACAGAAUGGGGGAGGUGAUGAUAGAAAGGUAGUGAAGCAGCCUCCUGCGGCGGCGUAA